Messenger RNA from Phoenix dactylifera (date palm), 1330 nucleotides. Its product is annotated as LIM domain-containing protein WLIM2b. The record is from RefSeq and is a predicted model, not a curated record. Lineage: Eukaryota; Viridiplantae; Streptophyta; Magnoliopsida; Arecales; Arecaceae.
UCAUGACGAGCCCUUUUUGCUGAGUUUUCUCGACCCGCUCCCAUCCUUUCCAUCAUUUUUUAUUCGCGGCCUCCGCUCGCGGCGAAAAGCGCAGAGACCGCCUCCGUCCUCAUCUCUUUCCCAUUUCCUCUGUUCCAAGUUUUAUUCCCAGUUUUUGCUCGGAGCUAAGGGCAAUCAGGGAGGUUUCCGAGGUUCCAAUCCUCGAUCGAUUGCGUUGUCCCGGCGUCCGCCAUUUCGCUCCCUCAUUUUUCUGUUCUUUUAUCAUAUUCUAUUACGUUUUGAGGGUUGGAUCUGUGGAUUUUGGUAGCCACCGGUCUCUAGAUCUCUGGACGCGGGUUUAAGAGGUCGGAGAAGUAUCAGGUCGUGUAGAUCGCGGACCGUCUGAUCGAGAAUCGAUGGCUUUCAGCGGCACGCAGCAGAAGUGCAAGGCCUGCGACAAAACGGUCUACUUGAUGGACCAGUUGUCCGCCGAUGGGAUCGCCUAUCACAAGUCCUGCUUCAAGUGCAAUCACUGCAAAGGCACCUUAAAGCUGAGCAAUUAUUCUUCACUGGAAGGUGUCUUGUAUUGCAAGCCUCAUUUUGAGCAGCUCUUCAAGGAGACAGGCAGCUUCAACAAGAGCUUCCAGUCACCUGCAAAGCCAGCUGAGAAGCCAACUCCAGAACUGACUAGGUCUCGUAGCAAAGCUGCUGGCAUGUUUUCAGGAACUCAAGAAAAAUGUGCCACUUGUGGCAAAACAGCAUAUCCGCUUGAAAAGGUGACUGUCGAAGGACAAGCAUAUCACAAGUUUUGUUUCAGAUGUUCCCAUGGAGGCUGUUCUAUAAGCCCUUCAAACUACGCAGCCCUUGAAGGCAUCCUCUAUUGCAAGCACCACUUCUCUCAGCUUUUCAAGGAGAAGGGGAGUUACAACCAUCUCAUCAAGAGUGCUUCCAUCAAGCGCACAGCGGCAUCCACCCCAGAUCUUUGAGUUCGUUCUGUUUACUGCAGUGGAUUCACACCCAAGCUUACCAUCUGAACUUAUUAUAUCUUUCGUUUUGGAUGUUUUCAUCCUUUCUGAUUGUUCAAUCAAGGAAUUGGCGAACUUGCAUUCCUCUGUUUUCCUAAUCCUUCUUGUGUGUAUUCUGUAGCUAUGUCAAACCAUAAAAAGCUGGUAUUCCAUAUUCCAUGCAUUUGAUUUGUGUUUUCCAACAGGAUUUGCAGUUAAGCUUCAUGUUUAUGUGAAACCAGGUGCGGUAUAUAACAUUAUGCUGUAAUACCUAUGGCCAUGCCCCUGAUCAUUCCUAGGAGGGGAUGGUGCCUUCAGUAAUUUCAAAGCUCUGACUUUGUUGGCGA